AUGUGGACAGUCUUGAUUCAAUGCAGGCUGGUGGGCAAGGCAAUUCGGGUAUACAAUGCUUUAGAUGAAGGUGUAGCUAGGGACUAUAAUAAGGUUAAGGCAAUAGUUCUUAAGGCUUACGACUUGGUUCCGGAGGCCUAUCGUCUAAAGUUCCGUAAUUUUACUAAACCUGUCUCUCUCUCAUUUGUGGAAUUUGCUCGUCUCAAGGAGGAGCAGUUUGACGACUGGCUUAAGAGUCGCCAAGUAGUCUCCUUCUCCUCCUUGAGAGAGCUUAUGUUGCUAGAAGAGUUUAAAAAGGCUUGUAGCAAGGAAUUAAGAAUUUAUCUUGAAGAGGUUAAAGCAGUCAGUUUGAGUAAGGCUGCCCAGAUAGCGGAUGAAUUUGUGUUGACUCAUCGGGCUGGGUCAGGUAAUCUUGGAUCUGUAGUUAAUUUUCAGCCUGGUAAGUCAAAUAAUUAUCAAAAGAAAUUAGGUGGUCCGGGAAAUAAUCUUGUCCAGGGGAAUCUGCACAAGAAUAGGACUGGAGAUGCUCAGGGAGAGGGCUCAAGUGGAUCUUACACUAGAGUCUUCUCCAAAAGUAAUAAGUUAACUUCUGGUAAUGGUAAUAGAGUAAGAAGGGCCUGCUUCUGGUGCAAUGAACCAGGACAUUUUCAAGCACAGUGUAACGCCAGAAGGAGGUACCUCCAAAGAAACAAUAAUAAUCCGGUAGCUCUAAUAUCAAAUAACCCUAUGUCUAAUAAGUCUCAGGUUGAGAAUCCACCAGUGUUGAUGGCUAAUGAUGGUUGUAGCAAGGGGGAAAAUGUUGGUUCUUUAUCUAGUAGGGAUUUAUGA
Macrobrachium nipponense is the source of this 828-nucleotide messenger RNA. RefSeq lists its product as uncharacterized. NCBI's taxonomy places the organism in Eukaryota, Metazoa, Arthropoda, Malacostraca, Decapoda, Palaemonidae. The record is from RefSeq and is a predicted model, not a curated record. The coding region runs from base 1 to 828 and encodes 275 amino acids. The transcript has a single exon. Gene Ontology annotation, molecular function: zinc ion binding; nucleic acid binding.